This is a messenger RNA of Bacillus rossius redtenbacheri, 836 nucleotides long. RefSeq lists its product as uncharacterized. The record is from RefSeq and is a predicted model, not a curated record. The transcript is spliced from 3 exons. Lineage: Eukaryota; Metazoa; Arthropoda; Insecta; Phasmatodea; Bacillidae. The coding region runs from base 111 to 611 and encodes 166 amino acids.
GAUUAUUUUUUGACUCUAUGAUUUUUAUAUUUUUGUUUUAUAUGUAAUGUAAAAUAUUUGCGGAACUUUCCAAGGGGAACUAUCAUAUUAUUAUACAUAUUUAAAAAAAAAUGGCUGUAAAUGGAGAACGACGUGAACAAGACGACAUAAGAUCAUUAGUUUCAAAUUACUAUAGAUCUUUUAGAUCUCCCAGUUUUCAAACAGUUUGUCGGUAUUAUAUUCCGACUAGUGGAGUGGUUAGCUAUUUAGCUUUAUCUGUGAAUGUAAUGAAUCCCAAUUGGAUUUCUAGUGCAGCUUACAAACGUAGCACCACAGAUUUUCUUCUGUUUGGUGCCAUUGUGGGAUCUGGGACGUACCUCUACAACCGGCGUGUGUUGACCCAAGCACCAACUCUUAACCGUGUGUUGUACAGUGGCGUGGGGUCGGUCCUCUUCAGCUUCGGCUCGGUGCUGGCGUGGGCCAUCAUGCGCACGUACGUGUCGCGCAGCAACGCCCUCUGCACGGCCGUGGGCCUGGUGCUGGGCUCCUUCUUCCUGGGCACCUGCGGCCACUUCCUCGCCUUCGUGGACGCCAGGACGGCAUGCGACAACACGGAGGAUCACGCGGAGUGAGGUCUUCCUCCUGCUCUAGUCCCACCGCCGAUCGAAACUCGUUAAUGUCCAGACAGCCGAGGCAGCCCUGAGCUCAGGCCCGGCUGGUGUGAUUUUGUACGUGCCGAUGAUUUUACUGAGAUUUUAGAUGUGUAGUCAUGUGAGGAGCACCUAUUUAAAACCACUCCAGUCUUAUAAAUCUUUCUGUAUCAAUUUUUUGUAAUAUAUUUGACAUAACUGGAAUUA